AUGCCUUUACUUUCACCAAUUCACAUAGCUGCUUUUACUUCUGGUGCUGUUCUAGGUGCAGGAAGUGCUUAUUAUUACGGUAGCAAAAGUGUUGAAGGCGUUAAAUUGAGCGCGUCUCCACCUACGCCUGUACCUGCGACAAAUACUGCUUCGAUUCCUACACAAGCUCCAACACCGGUUAACUCAAUCCACAAUCCUCAAGAUGUUAUUAAAAUGGGAUUCCCAGGCCCUAUAUCAGACCUUAUGCGUCGAGAGGCGUACAUUACUUCAUAUGAUAGAACAAAGAGACAUCCAGCAUGGACAGCACAACAUUUGACCGCAGAAUCACUUCAAAGAGACAAGUCAGCACCAGCUUCAGAUAGAAAGAACAGUCAAUUCAAAGAAGACAAUGCAAUUCCAGACAAGUUUAGAGCGAGAUUGUCAACCUACUUCAGAAGUGGCUAUGACAGAGGUCACUUGGUUCCAGCUGCAGACGCUAAAUCAGGCCAAAAUGCAAUGGAUCAGACAUUUUAUCUUACAAACAUUGCACCACAAGUUGGUCCAGGUUUUAAUAGAGAGUAUUGGGCGUAUUUCGAGACAUUUUGUCGAAAUCUCACCAAAGAUUUCAGACACGUCUAUGUGUUUACACUGCCACUUUACCUACCAACGAAAGAAAUAGAUGGAAAAUGGAGAGUUAAGUAUGAGGUUCUAGGUGAUCCAUUCAGUGAUACACCUACUAUCAGUGUACCAACACAUUUCGGUAAAGUGGUUAUGGGAAGUAAGGACGAAGGACACAGGGAUUUGUCACUUGCAGCUUUCGUGCUUCCUAACCAGGCUAUUCCAGAACAAGUACCACUUCCUACGUUCUUACAGAGCAUUGAAAAAGUCGAGAGAGAUGCCGGUUUGAUGCUUUUUAACGACAACGUCAAGUCUACAGCUAAAGAAUUGUGCAAGCAAGUGAGAUGUGAGGCUGUUGUGCGUAAAUUUGAUCAAUUCGGUAAGCAGAUUGGCAGUAAAAAUUAG
Wallemia ichthyophaga EXF-994 is the source of this 1002-nucleotide messenger RNA. RefSeq lists its product as uncharacterized. Lineage: Eukaryota; Fungi; Basidiomycota; Wallemiomycetes; Wallemiales; Wallemiaceae. Gene Ontology annotation, cellular component: mitochondrial inner membrane; nucleus. Gene Ontology annotation, biological process: apoptotic DNA fragmentation. The transcript has 3 exons. The coding region runs from base 1 to 1002 and encodes 333 amino acids. The record is from RefSeq and is a predicted model, not a curated record. Gene Ontology annotation, molecular function: nucleic acid binding; metal ion binding; RNA endonuclease activity.